Messenger RNA from Clarias gariepinus (North African catfish), 2300 nucleotides. RefSeq names its product membrane-associated ring finger (C3HC4) 1 (gene marchf1). The record is from RefSeq and is a predicted model, not a curated record. Lineage: Eukaryota; Metazoa; Chordata; Actinopteri; Siluriformes; Clariidae. The transcript has 6 exons. Gene Ontology annotation, cellular component: lysosome; early endosome membrane; late endosome membrane. Gene Ontology annotation, biological process: immune response; protein polyubiquitination; antigen processing and presentation of peptide antigen via MHC class II. Bases 50 to 1399 code for a protein of 449 amino acids. Gene Ontology annotation, molecular function: zinc ion binding; ubiquitin protein ligase activity; MHC protein binding.
ACAUCAACCAUGUGGACUAGUUGAGUAUUCCAGGAUCCACGCUGUUAACAUGCCCGUGCAUCAAAUAUCCGUCAUGCCUGUUAGUGAGGAUGCUAGUUUUAAUGGGCAGGACAGCAUCAGAACCAGAAACAAGAAUAAAGUAAACAAGGUGCAUAGGUCUACACAAGAGUCAGCACUGAGUGGCGUAUCACAGCCUUUUGCCACAGCUUCCUGUCAGGAAAUGGGCAGCACUGGUGAUGUAUUCAACUCUGGAUAUCAUGGCCCAAACCAUACCACCACCAUCGUUCCCGUAAACCACACUCCCAUCACUAAGCAACAGGUGAAGCGUCGAUACCGGCGACACAGGCGACACCGGAAGAGCAGUGGUUGCAUUGCAGACUGGGUGGAGCAGUCAGGAAUCACGAACACCAAGAAUGACUCUUCUUCAGAAGACGAACAGUACCACAGGGCAGAACGGUCCUGGAGUCGUGAGAAAGCCCGGCGUAGACGACGUCCACUUGUGUUCCCGGGUUCUUGUGGGGAUAAAGCCCAGAAACAGGACCUCAAAACGUCACAGAGGACAUCCUUUAAUAUGGACGAGCUAGAGAGCAAUUCAGCCAAUCAUGCCAGCAAAGGUAGUAAGGAGGAGGAAGAGGAGGAGGAGGAGGAAGAGGAGGGGCCAAUUACAAAGACUUAUGAGGAACAGGGACCAGGAGGCACAGAUAUGGCCGUCCCUACAACUCAGAAAUACACAAAGCCAUCCAAUCAGAACAGGACUCUACAGGAAGCAUGCACUGAUAAUGAACCUGAACUGUGCAGGAUCUGCCACAGUGAAGCUGAUGAGGAGUGUCCUCUCAUCAUGCCGUGUAGGUGCACAGGGAGUCUACGCUUCGUCCACCACGCCUGCCUGCACCAGUGGAUCAAAAGCUCGGACACGCGCUGCUGUGAACUGUGUAAAUUCAACUUCAUCAUGGAGUCGCACCUCAAACCCUUGCGCAAGUGGGAGAACUUGAACCUGUCCGCAGGUGAACGCAGGAGGAUCUUCUGCGCCGUGAUCUUUCACCUGAUGGCCAUGGGCUGUGUCGCCUGGUCCCUUUAUGUCUUCGUCCUCAUGCACUACACUACUGAAGGAUUACAGCAAGGACCGCUGGAGUGGUUGUUCUGGACCAAGCUUGGCAUUGUUACCCUCAGCAUGGUGGCAGGCCUCAUUUUCAUGCACAUCCAGUGCAAAGUCUACCUAAACAUCUGGAGGCGCCUGAAGGCUUUUAACUGUGUCAUCUUUGUGCACAACUGUCCAGACUUGGUGUGCAACAUGGCUGAAAAAGCCCCGCCCCCUCACGCUGUUGCCACCCACCAGACCCAAACUAGCGUUCACUGUCCUGGCCCAGCAGGACGAAGUGCAGAGGUGGCACCAGUUUAAUUUUUUUUUAAGUGAUGGUUCGGUUUGGAAGUCUGUUUGGUGGAACUGACUUCUUUCCCUUAAUUACUAUGGGGAAAAAUCAUUCAAAUGCAUAAGGAAAAUGCAAACCUUAGUUUUAUAUACAACAGUGGAACAGUUAUACAUCUGCCGUUUCUGUGGCAGUUAUUCACAGAGUCGGGUUGCCAGCUCAAUGCCCAAUUGUAUCUAAGAACUUGGAGGUGAAGGACCUUGCACGAGUGUCCAACAGUGGUGACCCGUCUGCAUCAAGGUUUGAUGCAAGAGCCUUCUGGUCUGUAGUCCAACACCUUAAUCACCGAUCCACCCCUGCCUCACUGUCUAAUAAAAUCAUAACAUUUUGAAGCCAAAUAUACCAAUUUUAUUGACCAGGACAUUUUGCAGAAGAACUAUGACCUCAAAAAUCAGUAUUAAGUACAAAUUCUGCACAAUCAUGAAGCACUGAACAUAAUUACAGGGUAAAACACCGGAUUGUGCGCCAUGGACAUAUUAACAAUGAUUAUAAUUUUCUGAGACAGUUUUUUAAUCAUAAAAAAGAAAUAAAUCCGUUGUUUGUAUCAACUUUAAUCAAUAAAAAUGUUAAGUUUCUUAAUCAGAUUCUUGACUUGGAGACAGUUAUUAUUUCUAUUUAAUUUCCACUUUGUCCAUUGAUGUGAUAAUCUUUAUUCAAAGAUGAUGUCUGCACUCUUGUAACCCUAAGACCAUUUAUUUGACACCUGUGUGUCAGCUUAUGAAAUAUUUAGCACUCAUGUAUAUUAUUCCAUUUUUUUAAUUUUGGCUAAAAUUUUAAUUAAACAGGCUAUUGGUUUUCAACCGUCACCACGAACAUUUGUUUAAAAAAAGUUCAACAGAGAGUUUUAGUCGUCACAAUCUUUGCAUGACCUGA